This is a messenger RNA of Hibiscus syriacus, 547 nucleotides long. Its product is annotated as pentatricopeptide repeat-containing protein At4g21190-like. The record is from RefSeq and is a predicted model, not a curated record. The transcript has 3 exons. The coding region runs from base 115 to 474 and encodes 119 amino acids. Lineage: Eukaryota; Viridiplantae; Streptophyta; Magnoliopsida; Malvales; Malvaceae.
AUUCAUAUUUUAAGCUUUUUUUUUAACAAGAAAACUGUUUUGUUAACGGUAACUGAUGCUAUCGUAAUUAAUCAAUGUUUGUUCUUAUUCUUUCUGGUUUUGCGUUAUGCCAGGAUGCUUUGUUGCAGAUAUGAUCUGCCACUUAUUACUAAAAGAUGGGAAUCAGUUAAAAUAACUCAGAGACCUAGGAAUACCGUGGUAUGCGCAGCUAAAGGUCCAAGGCCUCGAUAUCCUCGGGUAUGGAAAUCAAGGAAGAGAAUUGGGACUGUCUCAAAAUCAACUGAACUUGUUGCUUGUGUAAAGCAACUUUCAAAUGUCAAGGAGGAAGUUUACGGUGCUCUCGAUUCCUUUAUUGCGUGGGAACUAGAGUUCCCUCUAAUUAUAGUGAAGAAAGCAUUGAAGAUCCUUCAGAACGAACGAGAGUGGAAGAGAAUAAUACAGGUAACUAACUUUCAUUUCAGAUUGUUUUUCUAAUAUCUCUUUAAUUUUAUCCUUGCUUUUGGCUUUCUACAUUAAAAUGAGAUUAGUCUAGGAAAGCGCACUUUCA